Messenger RNA from Pipistrellus nathusii (Nathusius's pipistrelle), 4470 nucleotides. The record is from the annotation of a GenBank genome assembly. Lineage: Eukaryota; Metazoa; Chordata; Mammalia; Chiroptera; Vespertilionidae.
AUGGCGCCGGGGGCCGGGGCGCCCUGGGCGGCGCUGCUGCUGCUGCUGGCGGCGCUGGCGCCCGCGCUCUCGGCCGCGGCUGCAGCUGAGCACCCACUGAAGCCGAGGCACGUGAAACUGCUGUCCGCUAAGACGGGCCUGAAAGUCACGUGGGACCCGCCCAAAGACGCCAGCAGUAGGCCCGUGGAGCGUUACAACAUUGCCUACGGGAAGUCCCUGAAAAGCCUUAAGUACAUCAAGGUGAAUGCAGAGACGCGGUCCUUCCUCAUUGAGGACGUGGAGCCGGGGGUAGUGUACUUUGUGCUGGUCACUGCAGAGAACGACAGUGGAGUGAGCCGGCCUGUGUACAGAGCGGAGAGCCUGCCUGGAGGUGAAUGGAUCCAGAUUGAUGGUCUCCCCAUUAAGGGUCCAGGACCAUUUAAUGAAACCGUCACAGAAAAGGAAGCGCCAAACAAGCCCUUGCGUGUCCGAGUCCGACCCUCAGACGACCGGCUGUCCGUUGCGUGGAAGGCGCCACGCCUGUCCGGAGCCAAGAGCCCACGCCGAUCGCGGGGCUUCCUCCUGGGCUACGGGGAGAGCGGCCGCAAGAUGAAGUACGUCCCCCUGGCCCGCGAGGAGCGGACGCACGAGAUCAAGAAGCUGGCCUCCGAGUCGGUGUACGUGGUCUCCCUGCAGUCUCUGAACUCCCGGGGCCAGAGCCAGCCGGUGUACAGGGCCGCCCUCACGAAGCGGAAGAUCUCAGAGGAGGAUGAGCUGGACGUCCCUGAGGACAUCAGCGUCCGCGUGAUGUCGUCCCAGUCUGUGCUGGUGGCCUGGGUGGACCCGGUGGUGGAGAAACAGAAGAAAGUCGUUGCGUCCAGGCAGUACACGGUGCGCUACCGGGAGAAGGGGGAGCUGGCGCGCUGGGACUACCGGCAGGUCCCCCAGCGGCGCGUGCUGAUCGAGGGCCUGCUCCCCGACACCAUGUACGAGUUCGCGGUCCGCCUGUCGCAGGGGGACCGAGACGGCAAGUGGAGCACCUCGGUCUUCCAGAGGACGCCGGAGUCCGCUCCCACUAUGGCUCCGGAGAACCUGCGAGUCUGGCCAGUCCACGGCAAAACCACGGCUGUCACCGUGGCGUGGGACGCCCUGCCUGAGACGGAGGGCAGAGUGAAAGAGUACAUCCUCUCCUACGCCCCUGCGCUCAAGCCCUUCGGAGCCAAGUCCCUCAGCUUCCCCGGAGAGACCAGCUCUGCCCUGGUGGACGGGCUGCAGCCCGGGGAGCGCUAUCUGUUCAAAAUCCGGGCGGCCAACAGGAGGGGAGCGGGGCCACACUCCAAAGCCUUCGUCGUCGCCAUGCCAACAACCAGGCCCCGGGAGGACACGGACAGCUGGAAGCAGGAGACCUCGCGGCCGUCCCCUGCGCCCCGGACCGCGGCCCCCCACGGCCGGCAGGCCCCGAGCCCCCCGCACCUGAAGGACCUGAAGGACGGGCUCCUGGCCCCCGGCGGGCCGCCCCGGAAGCCCCCGGCGGCGGAGCUCCCGGACCCCCGAGGGGACCCCCGGACGCUGCCCUCCCAGCCCAGGCCGCCGGGCAGGCCCGUCCACCCCGGCCCGGCCGGACGGGCCCCGGGGAGGGUCCGAGCGCCGGCGCCGCCCCGACAGGACAACGACUCGCUGGACGGCGAGGAGGACGAGCCGGCGCCCGGCUCCCCGGACCUCAAGGCCGCCCCCGAGGCCCUGCGCCCCAAGAGCGCGGCCGCGCGGCCCGGCCCGUGGCCCCGGGCCCCCCAGGCCGCCAGGCCGGCGCUGCCCGCGCGGAGGGCGCCCCACGCGGAGGCGGGCGAGGACGCACCCCGCGGGGGGACCCCCCGGCCGCCGCCCCCCGAGCCCCGCGGCCGGACGGAGGGCCCCGCCGCCCCCGCCACCAGGGCCGCCCCGGCCUCUCCGCGCCCGGCGCCCCGGACGCAGGCCCCGCGGAGGGCGGACGGCCACGGCCACGGCCACGGCGCCGGGCGGCCGGCCGAGGCCACGGCGCAGACGCUGCGGGCGGUCCCGGGCCACGGCCCUGCGCCCCGAGGCCGGCCCUGGGCCCCCGGCAGGCACCCCGGCCGCUCGGGCGCGGGCCGCGGGCCCCGGGUGCAGCCGGCCAGCGCCGCCGCGCCCACCCGCGCCCCCGCGGGGCGCCCCGCUCCCGGCCGCGGCGCGGAGGACGAGCGGCCGCUCCCGGCCACGGCGGUGCGGGGCCACGUGCCCGCCGCCCGGCAGCCCGGGCACCCGCUGGCCGGGCCCCCCGAGGCCCCGCCCCGCCCCGGGGCCAGCGCCCCCCGGCGGCGGCCCGCGGCCCCCCGCUCGGACCCGGAGGCCCAGUCCCUCCCCGGGGGCGCCGGCGGCGACGCGGAGCCGCGGGCCCAGGACCGCCCGGCGGGGGCCCCGGCCCUGGCCGCCCGGGCCCCGCCGUCCGCCUCCGCAUCGGCCGAGGACCAGGACGAGGACGAGGACUCGUGGCGUCUGAAGGGCGGGGAGGACCGGGACCCGCUGUCCUCGGCUCCCAGGCGGCCCCCCGCCCCCGGCCCCGCGGACAGGGCCGCCCCGCGGGGGGAGAGCCCGGUGCAGCGGCCUCCGGCCCCGGGCGGCCCCCGCGCCUCGCACCCGCCGCCCCGGCCCGCCACUCGCGCCCCGCCGGGCCCGGCGCCCACGCCCAUGCUGUCCCUGCGCCAGCGCAUGAUGCGGGCGCGCUUCCGCAACCCGCUGUCCCGCGCGCCGCGGCCCUCCUCCAGGCCAGGUUAUAACGGCAGGCCCAGCACCAACGGCAGACCGAGCGGACAGAGAGUGAUCAAUGGCCCUCAAGGAACAAAGUGGGUGGUGGAUCUUGAUCGCGGGUUAGUAUUGAAUGCGGAAGGAAGGUACCUCCAAGAUUCCCACGGCAAUCCUCUUCGGGUUAAGCUAGGAGGAGACGGUCGGACCAUUGUGGAUCUGGGAGGGACCCCCGUGGUGAGCCCUGACGGGCUCCCCCUCUUCGGGCAGGGGCGACAUGGCAAACCCCUGGCCAGUGCCCAGGACAAGCCCGUUUUGAGUCUUGGAGGGAAGCCUCUGGUGGGCUUGGAGGUCGUCAAAACAACCACCCGGGCACCCACCACCACCACCACCACCACCACCACCACCACCACCAGCACCACUACCACCGAGAGACCCACCAGUACCCCUCGGCCCACCACGGCAACCCCGCGGCCCAGGACCACCACUCGCCGCACCGCCACCACCACCCGCCGCACCACCACCCGGCGCCCAACCACCACCAUCCAGACCACCACCACCCCCGAGCCCACCACGCCCGUGCCCACCUGUCCCCCUGGGACCCUGGAGCGGCACGACGAAGACGGCAACCUGAUCAUGGGCUCCCGUGGGGCCCCGGAGUGCGCCCCUGAGGAAGAGGAUUUCUCCGGAUUGGACACAGCCCCACCCACGGAGGAGGCCUAUCUUGUCUACGAUGAAGAUUAUGAACUUGAGACCUCGAGGCCACCGGCCUCCACCAGGCCCUUCCACGCAGCCACCACGCCCGCCAUUGUCCCUACGGAAGGCACCAUCAGCUCCUUUCCCGAGGAAGAGUUUGACCUGGCCGGGAAGAAACGAUUUGUUGCUCCUUAUGUGACGUAUCUAAAUAAAGACCCAGCAGCCCCUUGCUCUCUCACCGAUGCUCUGGAUCACUUCCAAGUGGAGAGCCUGGAUGAAAUCAUUCCGACGGACAUGAGGAAGAAUGACCUGCCUCCUCAGCACGCGCCCCGCAAUAUCACCGUUGUUGCCAUGGAAGGCUGCCACUCCUUUGUCAUUGUGGACUGGGACAAAGCCACCCCGGGAGAUGUGGUAACAGGCUACUUGGUUUACAGCGCGUCCUACGAGGACUUCAUCCGGAACAAGUGGUCCACGCAGGCUGCCACCGUCACGCACCUGCCCAUCGAGAACCUGAAGCCGAACACCAGGUAUUAUUUUAAAGUUCAGGCCAAGAACCCUCAGGGCUAUGGACCCAUCAGCCCGUCGGUCUCGUUUGUCACGGAGUCAGACAACCCUCUGCUUGUUGUGAGGCCACCGGGCGGGGAGCCCAUCUGGAUCCCGUUUGCUUUCAAACACAAUCCCGACUACACGGACUGCCACGGCCGGCAGUAUGUGAAGCGGACGUGGUACCGGAAGUUUGUGGGCGUCAUCCUCUGCAACUCGCUGCGGUACAAGAUCUACCUCAGUGACAACCUCAGAGACACAUUCUACAGCAUCGGAGACAGCUGGGGCAGAGGUGAAGACCAUUGCCAAUUUGUGGAUUCACACCUGGAUGGAAGAACGGGGCCCCAGUCCUACAUAGAGGCCCUCCCCAGCAUUCAAGGCUACUACCGCCAGUAUCGCCAGGAGCCCGUCCGCUUCGGCAAGAUCGGCUUCGGGACCCCCUAUUACUACGUGGGCUGGUACGAGUGCGGCGUCUCCAUCCCAGGGAAGUGGUAA